Molecule: messenger RNA, 2281 nt
Organism: Conger conger (European conger)
Lineage: Eukaryota; Metazoa; Chordata; Actinopteri; Anguilliformes; Congridae
Gene: cfap91
Product: cilia and flagella associated protein 91
Exons: 17
Coding region: 90-2189 (699 amino acids)
Source: RefSeq, a predicted model, not a curated record
GGCUAGCAGCUGUGAAGUUGCCAGUGAUUACCGGUUAUUUUCAAACAUAAUAUCAAUAAAUACUAAUCUUUUUUUAAUCAACUAUCAACAUGAGUAUGGGAGUCACUCGCACAAUUAAUCGGCAAAAUGAGGGUACUUUUAGAGGGUAUAAACAGCAACGGGCACACGACUAUCUGUACGACCCAAAUUGCACCUUCGGCAGUGAAACUGAUCACACGCGGGCACGUUUCCAAGCAUUGGCGUCUGUAGAAAGGGUGAAAAAGGUUCCCGAAUUUAAGACGAUGUUCAGCGACCUCCCUCACCACCCGCGCUACGCUCUGCGCCUGGACGCGGCUGAUCCUGUACCCGCCUUCAUCGACCGGCGCUGGAGAGGUCCCGCGGAGGCGAUGCAGCACACGGGAUUCAGCCCAGCAGUCCGUGGCGAUGCGGGUGGCUGUGAUGUCUCAGGUAGCGAGCGCUGGAAGUAUUUCACGCGGCCGCUGAUCCCGUUCACCCAGAUGGUGCCUCCAGAGGUCGUGUUCGGUGCGCCCAGGAGCCCGCGGUUCAGCCUGGACACGCCGCAGGAGCACGUGAUGUUCGCGUCGCACCGCACCGUGCACACGCAGACAGACUACCGCGACAGCGAGGCGCAGACCGACCCCUACACCCCCAAACACGCCGUCCGGCCCGGGUCCAGCCCGGAGUUGCUUACCCUGCUCACGCUUACCUGGAAUCACGGGCUCCCCGCGGGACAGCCGGAGGUGGAGAUGAUUGAGCGCAUGAGGCUGAAGAGGGCCUGGGAGGCCACCCUGCCCCCCCUCAAUGACCUAGCCCAGCUGAGCAGGAGGAGGAGGAUGAUGGACGAAAUGGAGAGGAAGGAGUGGGCCUUCAGAGAGGGAGAGAUACAGAAGCUGCAGGAGAAGCGACUGGCCCUGCUGACUCAGGUGAUCACCCAGAGGGAGGAGCGACAGCAGCAGCUGCUCGUCAAACACCUGGACUCGCACUUCGCCCGGCGACAACACCAAAAAGAAGCCAAGAUCAAGAGGAUCCGCCAAGACUACAUCCUGUCGAUCAGGCGGCUGAUGGAGAAGAGGAGGAACGUGGAGGGAAAGCUUCGGAGGAGCGGGGUGGUGGAGCGGUACUGCAGCCGCGGCCGGCGGGUCCACUACCCCGGCUCCGCGAUGGGCCGCCUCCCCCACGGCGACUCCGACCGCGACAGCGUCACCAGCUGGCUCCAGAACACCUACGAAGGUCUGCUGCUGCUGGAGUCCACCCUGCCACCGUCCGUCACAGAGCCCUGUAUCCGGGCUCCCAAACCCCGCAGCGGGAAAGGGUUCGUGAAGCGGGCGGAUCGCAGGGAGAUGGAGCUGAUCAGGACACACGAGGAGCUGAAGGAGAGGAAGACGAAGGUGGAGGAGAAGAAGCCGCUUCGCUUUCUGUAUAAGAUCGAGAAGCCCGCACCUCGACCUCCGACCCCCGCCAUCACACCCCCUCCCGCAGGGUUGGAGGAGAGGGACCUGGCUGUGAUCUGCCUGCAGAAACUCUUGAGAGGAGCGGCCAGCAAGGAGACGAUGUCCGAGGAGAAGGAGAGGCGCAUGGACCUGAUCCAGGAGCUGCGCAGUACUCACGCUCUCCAGCAGGAGGAGCAGGAGCUGCAGCAGGCUGAGAAACAGAACAUACUGGCCCUGCAGAGACAGAGAGAGCUACACAGACACAAGGCGCUGGCGGCGGGGGCCCUGCAGGCGGGCGUGGCCGGGGGCGUCAUGGCCGACAUGCUGGACUUCCUGUCCAAGGAGCUCCAGCGGCUGCAGGAGGAGCGGCGGAUCCACGCCUUCACGCUAUUGGCCGAGAGGCACCGGCGCAUGCGCGAGGCCGAGGAGAGCGGCAGGAGACAGGCGGAGGAGAGACGCCGGCGGGAGGAAGACGAGAUCUUCAGACAGGUGGUCCUGGUGCACCAGGCCACAGUAGACCUGUACCUGGAGGACGUCAUUCUGUCCUCCAUCGAGAAGACCGCAGAUGAACAGGCCAGAGAGGAGAUACACAAGAUGGCUGAAGAGAUCAAUGACAUCGCCUACGCCAUGGAGGAGAGUCUGACGAACGUGAGGUCUGAGGAGAUUGUGGCAGAGCUGGUGUACAGCUUCCUGAUCCCUGAGGUGCAGAAGACCACCGUCAGGAACAGGGAGAGCAGAGAGCAACACGAUGGCGCAUAGAAAGAACUAUCUUCUGGCUUCCCCCUUCGCCUUGGACGGGAGCGAGACGGCCAAAGCGGACCAGGAACGGCCGGGAACCUCCUCUCAGAACA